Molecule: messenger RNA, 1526 nt
Organism: Daldinia vernicosa
Lineage: Eukaryota; Fungi; Ascomycota; Sordariomycetes; Xylariales; Hypoxylaceae
Product: putative para-hydroxybenzoate-polyprenyltransferase Coq2
Exons: 2
Coding region: 153-1379 (408 amino acids)
Biological process (GO): ubiquinone biosynthetic process
Cellular component (GO): mitochondrial inner membrane
Molecular function (GO): 4-hydroxybenzoate polyprenyltransferase activity
Source: RefSeq, a predicted model, not a curated record
CGUACAACCUCCAGACUUAUAGAAAAUAAAUAGCUUUUUCAAACUCCAGCAAUUUCUCAACAUGACUUUAAUUAGUAUGUGAAAUGGUUAUAAACUCGAAGUGACAACUAUUUCCUUUUAGUCUCAGUGAAGUCGAUACACCCCUGAGAAAGAUGCCUCGCCUCCUUAUACCCAAAGGCACAAAGUCUCUGGUGUCUCACAGUCUAAUAUCUCCGGAUUUAAAAUUAUCGAGACAACUCCAUAAUGUCUCCAGAGGUGUCUCAUGUUACCUACAAAACGCAACAUCAGCCUCAACAACCCUCGGUUUUCCCAGGCCAAGGCAGAUAGUUUCAGUGCACUCACAACCUAUAAGCCAGCGAAAAGCCCACACCGUCGAUUCACCAUCCUCAGCAGUCAUUCCAGAACCCUACUCACCACCCACAUCAGGCAUUCUAUCCCGUCUGCCUAAGUCAUGGGUUCCCUACGGAGAGCUCAUCCGAAUCGAUAAACCCACAGGGACAUAUUAUCUAUUCUUCCCAUGCUUAUUCUCAACACUGAUGGCGGCUCCGCUCACCACCCCCAUGGCUACACCAUUGUCCGUUGUUGGUACCACUGCUCUCUUCUUCGCCGGUGCCCUCGUCAUGCGUGGUGCCGGCUGCUCCAUCAACGACCUCUGGGAUCAGAACUUAGACAAGCACGUAACACGGACGCGACAUCGGCCCCUGGCACGUGGCGCUAUCACGCCCUUCAAAGCCCUGACAUAUACAGGGGCGCAGCUCCUAACCGGCCUCGGGAUCUUGCUGCAAUUCCCGACCUCAUGUCUCUUCUAUGGUAUUCCAAGCUUGAUAUUCGUGGCUUCGUACCCUCUCGCCAAGCGCGUGACGUAUUACCCGCAAUUCGUCUUAGGCCUGACUUUUUCUUGGGGCGCCAUCAUGGGCUUUCCCGCUCUGGGGGUAGACUUGUUGUCAAAUAGUGCCGCCUUAAGUGCGGCUGCUCUACUUUACGCAAGCAAUAUAGCCUGGACUGUACUAUACGAUAUGAUCUAUGCGCACAUGGACAUCAAGGAUGAUGCCAAGGCAGGAAUCAAAAGCAUUGCCCUCAAGCAUGACGCUGAUACGAAGAAAAUCCUGUCCGGGUUAGCGGUAGCACAAAUAGGCCUUCUUGGAGCCGCCGGCAUGACAGUAGGCGCCGGACCAGCUUUCUUCAUCGGGAGCUGCGGUGGUGCUGCUCUGACAUUGGGCUGGAUGAUAAAGAGAGUAAAUCUCAAGGACGUGAAGGACUGCUGGUGGUGGUUCGUUAACGGAUGCUGGAUCACUGGAGGCGCGAUCAGUCUCGGUCUUGGAGUUGACUACCUGUUAAAAUACGCCGAAGAAGACAAGAGACAAUCUUUAGAGAAUUAGGCUUCAACCAUAAUGUAUAGUUAUGUGUAUAUAACGGAAUUCAAUGUCGGGUUUGGGAUAGAUGUUACCUAAGGUAGGUAAUUAGAAAGCAUCUACUCUGCUCUUAGACCGAUUAUUUCCGCAUUAGAUUAGGUAGUCACGAUAAUC